Molecule: messenger RNA, 801 nt
Organism: Peronospora belbahrii
Lineage: Eukaryota; Oomycota; Peronosporomycetes; Peronosporales; Peronosporaceae
Source: the annotation of a GenBank genome assembly
AUGCAGGACUCUGGCGAGAACUUAUGGGGACGAAGUGAGACAAGUGAAUUUACGUAUACGGUGACAAUUCCAAGCGUGAGUCAACAGGCUUCCCUGGUAGUAGUACAGGAUCGAAAGAUUUGUACGGGUAUACCGGCGUUCCCUUCGCACGGCCACUGCGUUUGGGACGCCGCGCUGCUGCUGGCAGACUUUUUGCAGACUAAGGCAAACCAUAUGUAUCACGUAACGUCCAGCGUUCAAGAUGAAGAAGACCUGUUUGAGUUUAAUGGCAAGAAAGUGGUGGAGCUUGGUGCUGGAGUAGGACUGGUGGGCAUGACGUUAGCUGUGUUGGGAGCUCGAGUGGUGCUCACGGAUCAGGAGUAUGUGCUGCCUUUGCUCACUAAAAACGUGACCGUAAACUUCUCUGAUGAGACCAGGAACCGAUUGCUAGAAAUUGCUGUACCGAAAGUAGAAAGUUGUCAGUGGGGAGAGCCGUUUCAAUCUGGUGGUUCGUUGGUGUCGUGGUUGAAGAGCACUGACGUAGUGAUCUUUUCGGACGUGCUCUACCAUGCUUCAGCAUACCUAUUGCUGCUCAAGACACUACAUGAACUAGUGUCUCCAACAACUGAUGUUUUUUUCAGCUUUGAGACACGAAAUGCAACGAUUGAAAGCAGUUUUUUGCUCGAACUUGGAAAAACUUUUGACGUUGCGGAGGUCUCUCGUGAAGACAGCGAUCAAGUCUUUGCCAGGUUUGAAUAUUCUGACGAGUUCUUUAUCUAUCAUGCGCGCCUUCGAGCUGAUGCAAUGAUGGUCAAAACGUAG